AUGCCCACCCUCUUCACCCCCCUCCAAGUCGGCCGUCUCCAACUCUCCCACCGCAUAGCCCUAGCCCCCCUAUCCCGCUACCGAGUCGAAGACAACACGCACACCCCCAUCGUUUCCCUAGUGAAAGAAUACUACACCCAACGCGCCUCCACACCGGGUACCCUCCUCAUCUCAGAAGCAACCCUAAUCACCCCUCAAGCAGGCGCCUACACCAACGCACCCGGCAUCUGGUCCGAGGCACAAAUCAAAGCAUGGAAAGAAAUCGUCGACGCUAUUCACGCCAAGGGGUCAUAUAUUUACCUGCAACUAUGGGCAUUGGGCCGUGCCGCUGACCCAGUGGCACUUAGGGCUCAACCAGGUGGUGAGAAGUUUGAGGUUGUGAGUAGUAGUUCUACGUUGUUGGUGAACGAGGAAAGAGUCCAUGAUACACCACGCGCACUUACCGAGGAAGAAAUUCAACAAUAUAUCCGUGACUAUGCCACCGCCGCCAAAAACGCGGUUGAGCGUGCUGGGUUCGAUGGUGUUGAGAUCCACGGUGCAAAUGGGUAUUUGAUUGAUCAAUUCAUCCAGAAUAUCGUCAACCAUCGCACGGAUCGAUGGGGUGGGAGUGCCGAGAAUCGAGCCCGGUUCGCUCUCGAGAUUGUCAAGGCUGUCUCCGAGGCUGUGGGUGCGGAUCGUACGGCGAUCAGAUUCAGUCCGUAUAGUACUUAUAAUGAUAUGAAUAUGACUGAUUCCGACCGCGACGAGACGUUCACAUAUCUCGCGCAGGAAGUCGCCAAGUUCAAACUUGCGUAUGUCCACCUCGUUGAGUCCAGGGUUAGCGGGAAUGCGGACGUCGAACAACCCCAGGGAUCAUUACAAUUCUUCCUCGAUGCGUAUCGAGAUGCGUCCCCGCUUGUCCUUGCGGGAGGAUACAAGGCUCACUCAGCGAAAGAAGCGGUUGAGACCAGAUACAAGGAUCAUCAGGUCGUUAUUGCGUUUGGGAGACCUUUUAUUUCCAACCCGGAUUUGCCGUUUAGGAUCAAGGAAGGUAUUGAGUUGGCGCCGUAUAAUAGGGAUACGUUCUAUCUGUUCAAGGAUCCGAAGGGGUAUGUUGAUUAUCCGUUUAGUGAGAGGUUAGCGUGCAUUGUUGAAUAUAUAUAG
Talaromyces stipitatus ATCC 10500 is the source of this 1143-nucleotide messenger RNA. RefSeq names its product NADH:flavin oxidoreductase/NADH oxidase family protein. Gene Ontology annotation, molecular function: FMN binding; NADPH dehydrogenase activity. NCBI's taxonomy places the organism in Eukaryota, Fungi, Ascomycota, Eurotiomycetes, Eurotiales, Trichocomaceae. The coding region runs from base 1 to 1143 and encodes 380 amino acids. The transcript has 2 exons. The record is from RefSeq and is a predicted model, not a curated record.